GUUUCAGUUAGUCACCCGUUCAACCAUAAUAAAUAAUAAUUUGUUGAUGAAAAUGAACAAAGAUACCGUUUAUUGUGUAAACUUUCGGCUCUUUUUAUUAGUGAAAAAUGACUAAGACAUCCAGAGGAAUUUUGUCAGUCGACACAAUCGUCCACAUUCAUCUAUUUCUGCCUGACUUUCAAGACCAAGUUGUACGUGUGUAAUGACGAUCUGGACAACGAGAAAUGGUGCGAUCAUGUUCGCGACCAUCAUGAUGAUAUACUCGAUCGUGCAUAUGUGCCUGUUCAUCGGUGUUUUCUUUCAAAAAAGAGCGGAACCAGACUGGAUAGUUUUGUUCAAACUUGUUUGUGAUUUCAUACUGCUACCAUCUUCGAUACUACUUCUAAUAGCAAUUGUCAAGGACAACCUGACGAUAAUGUUGAUUAGUGAAACCAUGUACUUUUCCACAUCCAUAGGGUUUUUGCUCUACGCAGUCAUUUUCGUGAUAUUGUUCAUAAAGCGGCAAGAAUUUGGUACCCCCUUCAUUUCAUUUAUGGCGCAACGAGUUUUCUUCUUUGGUAAGAAAGUUUAUUACCAUUUUAAUGGGUUUUAAACAAA
Messenger RNA from Cimex lectularius (bed bug), 597 nucleotides. RefSeq lists its product as uncharacterized. The record is from RefSeq and is a predicted model, not a curated record. The coding region runs from base 203 to 592 and encodes 129 amino acids. NCBI's taxonomy places the organism in Eukaryota, Metazoa, Arthropoda, Insecta, Hemiptera, Cimicidae. The transcript is spliced from 3 exons.